CAUAAAAAGGUUUUAUUUUCAGAACUUGCAUUCACGAUUGGAUACAAUUAUUAAAGGACAGGUAGAUAGCUAUGAUAAAGAUGUGAUAUUUACUGACGCCUUUAUACGAAGAAUGAGAGCUCAGAUACGUGGAGUUUUCAGUGCUGUUACAAGGUGAAUACACCAUUACAAAUGUGACUAUCCUGUAUUUAUAGCUAUACUGGAGGAGUUAGUAAACAGUAGAGUGCUGGCAGGAACAUUAUCUGGUCGACAGGAUAAGGCAACAUAUAUCCCUGAUAUAUAUACAAAAUCACAGAAUGACUGGGUAGAUAGCUUCUAUAAACAAAAUGGAUACCUUGAAUAUGAUGCAAUGAAAAGAUUGGGAAUCUCUGACCCAAAAGAUUUUAUAAAGAAGCGUUUCAAAUCUGACAACCUGAUUUACCUGAGUACGUGCUGCACGGGUCGUGCUAUACAAGAACAAAUAGAGGCUAGUGUGGAGGAGGCACUUGCUGAUGGUACAUGGGUGGAUAUCAUGCCAUUACUACCAUCCGUGUUUAGUCCAAAAGAUGCGAACACAAUUCUAACAGGAUGUUUAAAGGGUCAUUCCGGGGCCAUGGUGUGUUGUGAUACUAUUGUAGCUAGUGAUAAACUCAUCUCACAGUGUUCUAAACCAUUCCCUCAAUUAAUGGCAGUCAAAGCCGAGAAGGAUGCUAAAAGUCAUCCUGUGUUUAGAGGGGUCGCAGAAGCAGGAGAUCCAGGAGCCUCUAAGUCAGAAGGGGGUAACACGAAGGAAGAUAGGAAAGAUCAGAGACGGAAAAAAGCAGCAACUGGAAGUGGCAGUACAAAAUCUGGUGGAGGAACUCAGGGACGUGAAAUCAAAACCAAGGCUGUGAAGAAAAAAGGUUAUAAAGGUCGUGACCAUGACAACGACUCUGAUGAAGAAAUUGUCGCCAAACCAAAGUCAAGGUCAACAGAGAUAGAGUUCAUGACCUUGGAAGAGAUUGAAGAAGUGCUACAAAAAGAUGAUAUUCUGAGAGAUUGUCCUGAAGAACUAGUCACAGAAAUUGCUCAACAGUUGAUAAGGCCUCUCACCAAACAAUAUCAAGAUGUAGCCAAAUCAAUUUUCCUGCAAACUUCUGGGGCAUCUAGUCAUGAAAGGAAGAAAACCCAUGUGGAAAUGAAAGAAAAAUUGGUUGGCUUAUGGACAAACGCUAGGUUAUUUGAAAAGGGAUUAAAACUAUUUAGUGAAGAGACACAGACAAAUUUAGUGCGGCAUUUAUUACGGACAGUAUGUACAGAUAUAACUAAUUUAGUCCUGAAUUCUGUAGCCACAGAUCAUAUGUUAUCUGUAGCUGAUGAAACACUGUUUACAAAUGAGAGUCGUGCCAAACUUAUAGGAAAGUUACCUGGUGAUAUUCAAGGGGAGUUACUCAAAUUAAACAGCUCAUUAAAUGGAAAGUCUCUGGAUGAUUUUUUCAACACGUUAGAUAUUUUAUGUGGGGCUUCACAUUUAAGUAUAAUAUUAAAGAAACCAGACAAGAAGAAAGAAAGGCAGUUAACAUUCAGUCAUAGACAAGCACUAUGUGAACAGUUAACCAAUGAGACAGAUGCCGCCAUGACGUUACAUCUUGCUUGCGUUAUUUUGUUCCAUAAGUUCACUCAGUCUAUCAUACAUGUGCCUGGUAAAUGUGUACCACAGGUUGUCUUGUUCCUAAAGGACCAUAUUGAACCAGAGAAGUUCAAGGAGUUAACCACACUUCAAGUGCAUUUGCUGAUACUACUUGAGAAGGAAGGUAACCCUGAUCUAACACGGCUUGAUUUGUACAACACAUUAAUUCAGCAACUACAGGCAGGAAAAUAUUCAUCACUAGGCAACUUACGAGACCUUGUGAUAGCUCAACUGCAGAGACAACAGUCAGCAGAAAAUGGUGAAAGUGAGGAUGUGAAGGUCAUUGAAGAAUCUAUAAAUAAAGUCAAGGACAUUGCCAUGACAACCAAAAAAUCUACACAAGCCAAUGCAGCUGCUGCAGAAGAUUGAACUAUUAAAAAUUUAAGAUAAAAGAUUGAUUAAAAAUAUAUGAUCAAUGAAAUAUGUUGGCAAUGUGACUGAAAUCUACAGAGAAUCUACAAGAGUUGAAGCAUACUUGAAUUG
Molecule: messenger RNA, 2131 nt
Organism: Ruditapes philippinarum (Manila clam)
Lineage: Eukaryota; Metazoa; Mollusca; Bivalvia; Venerida; Veneridae
Product: E3 UFM1-protein ligase 1 homolog
Exons: 13
Biological process (GO): protein K69-linked ufmylation; response to endoplasmic reticulum stress; regulation of proteasomal ubiquitin-dependent protein catabolic process
Cellular component (GO): endoplasmic reticulum membrane
Molecular function (GO): UFM1 ligase activity
Source: RefSeq, a predicted model, not a curated record